AUGGAAAAGCUUGUCCUUGCACUGAUUCACGCGUCGAGAAGGCUACGCCGAUAUUUCGCCAAUCACGUCAUCCACGUGUUAACAAAUUACAAUAUUGGGAAUAUCCUAGCAAGGCCGGAAAUAUCAGGAAGGUUGGCCAAAUGGGCGAUAGAGCUAGGGGGACUCAACGUAGUCUUCAGACCACGACCGUCGAUAAAAGGCCAAGUUUUGGCAGACUUCAUGACGGAAGUCCCCGAUGACAAAGACAGAGAGUGUAAGGCGAUGGAGAAAGCGGAGAAAAAACAAAUCGAAGAACCAUGGAUGCUGUAUACUGACGGCGCGUCCAACGAAGAUGGGGCAGGCGCGGGGCUGCGGCUAGUGAGCCCGGACAAAAACGAGUUCACUUACGCCAUACGUCUAGACUUCAAGAGCACAAAUAACGAAGCAGAGUAUGAAGCCUUUCUGGCCGGCCUGCGCUUAGCAAUCAAAAUGGGAGUCCGACAUAUUGAGGCACAUGUGGACUCCAUGCUAGUGGCAGGCCAAAUCAACGGUCAAUACGAAGCCAAGGGCGACAUAAUGGCACUCUAUCUCAACCAAGCAAAGACGUUGCUGCAAACUUUCUAUUCUUACAAGGUGCACCACAUAAACCGCAGCGAAAACAAGCCGGCAGACGCCUUAAGCAAGCUUGCGUCAACAAGUUUUCAGCACCUAGCCAAAGACGUACGCAUAGAAGUUUUAAGCAACCCGUCUGUUCCACUCCGAGAAGUCAGCGUAAUCCAAACAGGAGCCACGUCCUGGAUGACACCCAUCAUCAUGUACUUACAGUCCGGGAUACUCCCAGAAAAUAAAGCCGAGGCGCGGAAAAUCCAGUACAAAUCAGAACAUUAUCAAAUGGCGGACGGGAUAUUGUACCGAAAGUCAUAUCUCGGCCCUCUGCUGAGAUGUGUUGACGCCGACGACGCAAAUUAUCUGAUCCGGGAAGUACAUGAGGGCAUCUGCGGCAUCCACGCCGGGCCACGCAUGGUAGUGGCUAAAGUAAUGAACGCUGGUUACUACUGGCCCGGAAUGCACCUCGAUGCCGUGAAAGAAUUAAGGAAAUGCAGCGGCUGCCAACGGCAUGCACCAAAAACCAUGCGUCCAAAAAACGAGUUGGUGCCAGUAACAACCGCAUGGCCCUUUCAGCAAUGGGGCAUAGACAUGGUGGGCCCCUUCCCAGAAGCUCCGGGGGCAGUCAAGUUUAUCAUCGUCGCGGUCGAUUACUUCACCAAGUGGGUAGAAGCAAAAGCACUUGCGUCAACCACAUCGGCAGUCGUUAAACGGUUUAUCUGGGAACAAAUCAUAUGCCGUUUCGGCCUUCCACUCCGCAUCAUCACCGACAAUGGUACAAAUUUUGCAGCAGAUGAUCUCGAACGAUGGUUCAAGGAACUAAACAUUGAACACACCUUCUCGUCGGUCGCACAUCCGCAAGGGAAUGGUCAAGUUGAAGCAGUCAAUAAAAGCAUCGUUGACGGCAUCAAAGCAAGACUCGGGCGAAUCGCCGACACAUUUACCUAA
Molecule: messenger RNA, 1533 nt
Organism: Helianthus annuus (common sunflower)
Lineage: Eukaryota; Viridiplantae; Streptophyta; Magnoliopsida; Asterales; Asteraceae
Exons: 2
Coding region: 1-1533 (510 amino acids)
Biological process (GO): DNA integration
Molecular function (GO): nucleic acid binding; RNA-DNA hybrid ribonuclease activity
Source: RefSeq, a predicted model, not a curated record